AUGCUGAGCAAGCUCAAUUUUGAGUUCCCCGAAGAGAAGAAACCAAGUUUUAACGAACCUUUGAAACCACCCCAAUUUGCUCGACUACGCGACGGACCAAUGAUGAGAGGUCUCACGGAUUUGCCCCCUGAUGGUGGUGCGUCCACAUCUGCCGCGGGAAACUUUGUUAGACAGGUUUGUUGUCCGUUUUCAUAACCAAAAAACCGUCAUUUUUUUCAGGACUCUCUUGCCCUUGCCGCCUCAUACCAACAGCGUGAUCGGGAAAGGCAAAACAUUGAUUUUAUGGAGGCUGAACUGGACCUGGACAACUAUCUGGCGUGUUUCACUGAUUUGGAUGUUCCCGCUGACAACGUUGACUUUGACGACGCGGAACUCCAAAAAGUGAACAUUUUGUACGAUGGAGAACAACCGUACACGGAGCCGCCGCCGAUGAACGGUUAUGAACGACAUGUGGCCUACACUUCUGGAUUCUCAAAGCCUGAGGAUUUCGACAAUGACUCUUACAAGAUGAACUGUGAGGUGAAAUCUGAGCAGCCGGACUACGACACAAAAACUCGUCGUUUGAUAAAGAAGCCAAUGAACUAUCAGCUCUACGAGCAACACUACAAUGAUAGCAGCGACCUUUCGGAUGAUCCAAGUGUGGAUGACUCCUACUAUGAACCUAUCAGCAAGAAGAAAAAAUCGAAUGGAGUAGAUCACUUUAAGCCGAGCACGAGAGCAAGAAAGUAUAAUCUAAAGCCGGUCGAGGAGAAGGCUGAACCGACGUAUAAGUUAAAAAGAGCUAGGAACAAUGAUGCCGUCCGAAAAAGCAGAAAUAAAGCAAAGGAGAUGCAGAAGAAGAAAGAAGAGGAGCACAAUAAGAUGAAGAAGCGAAUUGCCGAAUUGGAAGGACUUUUGGCUUCGGAGCGUGAGGCACGGCGGCGCGAUCAGGAGCUCCUGGAGCAACUUUUGAGAGCGAAGUGAGUUAUUGAGAUAAAUAACGGUUUUGUAUAGUAACCAAUGUGAACUUGGACUUGUGUGAACUACUACUGGAAUACAUAAUGUAUUUUUCAGAGGAAUGAAAGAUGGCCACACUCGAAACGCUUUGGAAAACUACAACAAAUGA
Messenger RNA from Caenorhabditis sp. 36 PRJEB53466, 1105 nucleotides. Lineage: Eukaryota; Metazoa; Nematoda; Chromadorea; Rhabditida; Rhabditidae. The record is from the annotation of a GenBank genome assembly.